Molecule: messenger RNA, 2136 nt
Organism: Carica papaya (papaya)
Lineage: Eukaryota; Viridiplantae; Streptophyta; Magnoliopsida; Brassicales; Caricaceae
Product: Bacterial sec-independent translocation protein mttA/Hcf106
Biological process (GO): protein transport by the Tat complex
Cellular component (GO): membrane
Source: RefSeq, a predicted model, not a curated record
ACCAUAUAAAGUCAAAAAAUUUCCAGCCAAUUCGUAGCUUUCUUCUUCCUAACUGUUAUCCAUCUUCUUGCCCAAAUCCAAACCCAGAAGAUCCCAGACCACAUUACUCAUAAAUAUUACCAUGGAGAUUUCGUCUAUUACUCUCUUGCCUUCAAGACCCCCAUCAUUACCUUCUCUUCCCUUAUCUUCUUCUCACUCUUCCUUCUUCACCAACUCCACCACUGUUGCUCUUUUCACCAGAACCAAGACAAAGGCCAGUUCUUUGAUUCUAGUUCGACCGAGAACCAGAACCGGGUCCGGACCGGCCAGAAAGGGUUUCACCUGCAAUGCUCUGUUUGGUCUUGGUGUGCCUGAGCUGGUUGUGAUCGCUGGUGUGGCUGCCCUGGUGUUUGGGCCCAAGAAGUUGCCGGAGGUUGGGAGGAGUAUUGGAAAGACUGUCAAGAGUUUUCAACAGAGGUUGGAUGCUACAGUUCGCUCCAGUCAGGUGUUUCUGGAUACUCUGUGGUUGAUUCGGAGGGAGGAAUUGAUGGGGCUGAGGGGAUUGAAAUUGAUAAAGAGGAAGGGGAGAGUACGGUUGGGAGACGUAACGAAUUGGCUGUGGUCGAAUCUGGGUUGGCCGAUGACUGCGGGGAGGUGGCUCUUGAUGUGUCUCCCCUACAAAGCGACAUCCUCAACUGCGAACUGGUGCAUAUGGCUAACCAAGGGACGGAAGAAAUGUACUCGGGCUGGGUGUAGAGAAAUUUUGUCAAGGUGAGUAACAUGUUUGGACUAUCUUUUGAGGGCCUUGAGAAUAGAGUAUUGAGUCUAUUGGCUGAACUGACGUUAAGGUUCCUGAAAGCAGAAAGAGAGAGGAAAAAAGAUAAAAAGGAGUUAGUAGAGGGGUGGAAGGAGGGAGUAGAGAAUUGAAAACGUUGGAGUGGUCUUUAAAUUAUGAAGCUAAAAAAUCGGCAGAAGGGAGGAAGGGAGGUAAGCUUAGCAAAAUAUAAUGAUGGUAGGAAAAAUUAUCUUAUGGAAUGUGAGGGGAAUUAAUGAUCGUAAAAAGCAGAGGAUUAUUAAAGGUUGCAUGGGAAGAUGGAAGCCUAACUUGGUUUGCUCACAAGAGACCAAACUAAGGAAGAGGCAGUAAGGUGGAUUGGGUUUAUACACCUGCAGAUGGGGUUGUGAGAGGUAUCCCUUGUAAUAUGGGAUGAAGAAAAAAUUAGUCUGCAGAGUGGUGGAGAAAGGGUAAAGUCUCCCUGUCGAUUCCGUUUGAAAAUCAGGGGUAUGGGAAGAAAUGGGUUUUCUCUAGAGUAUACUGUAGAGGUAACAGAGAGGAAAGGGAGAGGCUGUGGGAGGAACUGAGUAGUUGUAAAAUAAGAUAAGGUGAAAAUUGGGUGAUUGGGGGGGACUUCAACAUGGUUCUCCACAUGCAUGAGAGGUCGGGAGGGGGCACCAGUAGUAGAGAAGUAGAGAAGUUUAGGGACAUGCUGGAUUACUUGGAGGUGGUGGAUCUUCCGCAAGGGGGAGGCAGGUGGACGUGGUCAAACUCGAGGAUUACCCCAUCAUGGUCAAGAAUUGACCAUUUUUUUAUCUCUAACGGGUUGUUAAUGUAGCUUGCAGGUUUAAGGUAAAAAGUGUUGUCCAAGCCAAUUUCAGACCACUUCUCUAUUUGCCUUGUGCCUGAAGGCAUCAUUUGGGACCCCACCCCUUUUAGGCUUGAGAACAAAUGGUUGAAGGUGGCGGGUUUCAGACCUUUGGUGGAAAAAUGUUGGAAAGAGGCAGCUGUUGAGGGGACUGCUAAUUUCAAAUUUGCCUACAAGCUGAAAUAUUUGAAGAAUGCCAUCAAGUGUUGGGCCAGGCAGGAGGAGGGCAGAACGGAGAGGAUUAUCAAGGAGUAUUUUGUGGAGUUGGAUGACUUAGACAAUAAAGAGAUGGGGGGUCAUUAGGUGAGCAUGGCAAGGCAAGAAGGGAGGAAAUAAAAAAGGAGAUGAGCUUUAUUUUGAACCUGGAGGCGAUUUCAUGGAAACAAAAAGCUAGAGAAAUGACUGAAAGAGGGAGAUAGAAACAAUAAGUAUUUUCAAUGUCUUGCUAAUUUCAAAAGGAAAAAUAAUUAUAUAGAGAUACUGUCUUGGAACGGGGAUACAGUUAGUGGUAAUG